UUUUAGAGGAUCGAGCUCGCCCGUCCGCUCUUUAAAAUCCUAUCUUCGGUACGCUAGCGUCGAGUUGCUAUCCUCUGCGGCGGAGCCAACAGAUCAGCGAGGUUUAAGGCAUGGUGAAGCAUAACAAUGUUGUGCCUAACAGCCAUUUCAGGAAGCAUUGGCAGAACUAUGUAAAGACUUGGUUCGACCAGCCCGCUCGGAAAACUAGGAGACGCCUUGCUCGGCAGAAGAAAGCUGCCAAAAUUUUCCCGCGUCCAACUGCUGGCCCCCUCCGUCCUGUAGUGCAAUGCCCUACACUAAAAUACAAUAUGAAAUCAAGAGCCGGUAGGGGUUUUACCCUCGAAGAACUGAAGGCUGCUGGCAUUUCCAAGAAGCUCGCACCAACUAUUGGCAUUGCAGUUGAUCAUAGGCGAAAAAAUCGAUCCCUGGAGGGUCUCCAAGCAAAUGUGCAAAGGCUGAAAACAUACAAAGCCAAGCUUGUCAUCUUCCCAAGGCGCCCACACAAAUUCAAGGCUGGAGACUCCACUGCAGAGGAACUGGCAACCGCUACCCAAGUUGAAGGUCCAAUCCUCCCUAUCCUUCGUCAGAAGCCGCAAUCCGUUGAGCUUGUUAAAGUCACUGAUGAAAUGAAAUCGUUCAACGCCUAUGCCAAGCUUCGUGUUGAGCGGAUGAACCAGCGGCAGGUUGGCGCAAGGCUGAAGAAGGCAGCGGAAGCCGAAAAGGAAGAGAAGAAAUAAGUAGAAGAUUUUGUCAUCAUGUUUUUUACUAUAAACCACCAGUUGUGGGCUCGUAAGUUCUUUAUUUCUCUAGAAUUUUUGGUUCCAGACUUUGUUCCCCGCUGCACUUUUAAAUUUGAACUUGAUGUUAUGUUGAA
This is a messenger RNA of Zingiber officinale, 874 nucleotides long. Its product is annotated as 60S ribosomal protein L13-2-like. Bases 111 to 737 code for a protein of 208 amino acids. The transcript has 5 exons. Gene Ontology annotation, cellular component: cytosolic large ribosomal subunit; ribosome. Gene Ontology annotation, biological process: translation. Gene Ontology annotation, molecular function: RNA binding; structural constituent of ribosome. NCBI's taxonomy places the organism in Eukaryota, Viridiplantae, Streptophyta, Magnoliopsida, Zingiberales, Zingiberaceae. The record is from RefSeq and is a predicted model, not a curated record.